AUGACAAAAGUGGCGACCUCGGCAGGAAUCGAACCUGCAAUCUUCGGUUCCGUAGACCGACGCGUUAUCCGUUGCGCCACGAGGCCUCUGUGUUCAGCAUUAUGUUUGGUAUUGUAUUUGGUAAAGCAGUAUUAUAUUAAUUUCAGAGAAGAUUUUGCUGUUGCGAAUAAGCCUGAGUUAGCAAUGAAAACAGAAUCAGAGGAGGUUUGUUAUUCUGGUGAAGGUGGUCCAGCAAAUAGUACAAAUAUGAAUGAUCAUGAAGAGGAAGUUUCGAGCUUUUUUGCUAAUCAGAUUCUAGGUAGCAUUUCAAGAUUGCUAAGUGCAAACGGUCAAGCAGAUGAGAAAUCUAUCAUGGGUGGAGCAGUUGAUAACAGUUCUGAAAGCGAUGAAAUGACUAGCAUGUUCGACAACAUAUUUAACGAGCAUGUUGAGAGCCCGUUCAAUGAGCCAGGAACUAUUGAUUAUGAUGGUCCAAAAGCUAAAAAAGCACGUGAUGAUCUGGGUAAUGCGAGAGAAGACUGGCCUAUGAAAGAAUCUGGAAGUAGUAUGACUAUCCCAAUGCCAAUGUGUAUACGUCUAGUAGAAUUGUAUAGAAGAUGUCGUGCAUUCUUACGAACAUUCAGUCAGAAAAAGGAGGAUCGGAAAGCGCGACAUCAGAUGUGGGACGCUAUUGACGCCCGUCUUUUUGAAGAGUUCGGCAUUCAUUCUGGAGUGAAUAGGUUAAAAAAGAAGAUUCAAAAUAUACAAGCUGGUGCUCGAGGGAAAAUUGAGGCUUUACGGAGAGAAACGAGUAAUGGUAUAGUACCACAAGAUACGAAUAUAAGGUUCACACCAGCAGAAAUGGAAAUGGUUCGAAUGCUUUAUCAGAAUGGUGACAAAGCCUUGAAUACAGUAAAUGAAAACAAUGAGCCGUUUUAUAUGCAGUUGGAAGCCUUAAUGCGACGAGAAAGUGGGGAUAAAAAAAUUCAGAUACCAGAAAAUAGUUAUGCAGAGAGAUCAUUACCGACGUCAAACCCGAAGUCGGUCAUUUUUCCAAACUUGUUAAUUAAUUAUAAUCCUGAGAAUGGUAAUAUUUUCUCUCAGAUCGUUAGUUUAAUUUCCAAACCCUUCGAUGUUCUUUCCGCUGCAGCUAAUUUCUCUAAGACAGGAUCAGUUCCAACUAGUAAUGGAGGGCAUGAGACGACAAUUAUGACAGAAUUAUUUACAAGACAAAUGAAUGUUGUAAAGCGGCAAGAAGAACUACAACAACGUGCAGAACUUCUAUUUGAACAACAGCUUGCCCGUGAAUCUAAAUUAGUGGAUAGUAUUGCAACAAUAACAAAAGCUGCAUCACAUCUUGAACAAAUUGCGGAGCUUCUUCUCAGUACUUAUCGCUGCAGUAAUGUAAACGCGGGUACGUUCAUUAGAAACAGAAAUCCUUCGAUCGGUAACCGGAAUUUUUGUGCACUUUCUGGAAGUAGACUGCAUUGUUCUCUAACUCUUUAA
Molecule: messenger RNA, 1485 nt
Organism: Thelazia callipaeda (thelaziosis nematode)
Lineage: Eukaryota; Metazoa; Nematoda; Chromadorea; Rhabditida; Thelaziidae
Source: the annotation of a GenBank genome assembly